This is a messenger RNA of Seminavis robusta, 1125 nucleotides long. Lineage: Eukaryota; Bacillariophyta; Bacillariophyceae; Naviculales; Naviculaceae. The record is from the annotation of a GenBank genome assembly.
AUGACAAGCCAAAAGAAGUACUGCGACAAACGUUUGCCCUGCGGAAGUGAUGAUGAAAUCCAAGCGGCCUUCCGAGAAGAUGGGUUCGUCGUUGUUACCAAUGUUUUGACACCAAAUGAGGUGACAGCAAUCCUCGACGAGCUCUGGAUGUCCCCGAGACUCUUGGGUCGGCCCGGCAUUGAACGGGGAGAUCCAUCCACUUGGGGCAGUGGCGAAUGGCCCCAGCAACAAUCAGUGGGAGGUAGGAAUUUCGUGAAUUCGGCGGACGUCUUUCAAGAUGCUGCUUCCUGGGAUUUGACUUCACACGAGAAAUUGGUCCGUUUGCAAAAGAUGCUGUACGGGAGAGAAGACAUCAUGUCCGCAAACCUCGGAAGGUGGGGUGUGAUGCGACCAACCGUCGAUCAUCCCGAAUGGAAAACAGACGAGUCCUGGUUGCACUGGGAUCAGAAUCCGUGGACGGAACCGUCGUUCGUCAGGUUGCAAGCCAUUGUGUGUUUAACGGACAACACCGAGAAAUCGGGUGGUUUUGCGUGUGUGCCAGGGUUCCACCGGUCGUUCGAGCAAUGGGGCAAAGAACACCCAAUGGGCUCAGUGCUUGUGGGCGGAAGGAAGGCGGAUCGUACCUAUGGAGUAAACCAGCCAUUUGUCCUCCCAAAAGAUGAUCCUUGCCAACAGCGAGUGGUAAGGGUCUUGGCACCGGCCGGGUCCGUAGUGGUCUGGGACAGUCGUCUGCCCCACCAGAACUUCCCAAACACCGAUGAGCGAGCCAUGCGGGUUGUUCACUAUACGAUGAUGAAGCCAAGGGACGAGGAGUCGGCACGCGAGCAUCGAGAGUUGCUGGAGCAGAAAAUGGUGGUGAUGGAAGUCCUUGGCAUCACGGGCGAACGAUUUCCGGCUUUCUUGACUGAAACUGCAAGGGAAGUGCAUUGUCUCGGCACUGACAGCAUCGAUGCUGUUUGUGACCGCCUCCAUGUCGAUGAGUCUCUCCGGGAGGCGAUACCUUUGGUUUAUGAAGCUGGUGAAGCCGAGGAGAGGGGAGAAGUUCACGUGGCCAUUAAGAAACACCAAAAAGCACUGCGGUUGUAUCCGGAAAUAGAACACUGGUAUAGUGCCAUCUUGCGCUGA